Molecule: messenger RNA, 5659 nt
Organism: Eublepharis macularius
Lineage: Eukaryota; Metazoa; Chordata; Lepidosauria; Squamata; Eublepharidae
Gene: FHDC1
Product: FH2 domain containing 1
Exons: 13
Coding region: 359-3703 (1114 amino acids)
Biological process (GO): actin filament polymerization
Cellular component (GO): actin filament; cytoplasm
Molecular function (GO): microtubule binding; actin binding
Source: RefSeq, a predicted model, not a curated record
CGGAGAACGAAGCAAGCCCAGCCGGCAUCGGGGCGCUGGGGGGCAUUUGGGGGAGCCGAGGGGCGCCCCUAUGCAGUGGGCAGUGAGUUGGGAAGCCAAGAAAUCUGUAUGGGCAAGGGGAGAGGGACCAAGCGUGCAAUCCUAAGAAUCAACCUGUCUUGUGCUCUUCACAAACAAGCCCUGGUUUGUGUGUGACAUUUUAAUGCAACCUUUUUUAGAGAUGGCUGACUUUCUGAAUUUUCCUCGCUGAUGGUUGAUUAAAUUUUGGAAGCACAAGAUGCAAAUUGCUGCUCUGCUGUUUUAAUGCUACGCACACAUCCAAGGAAGUAAGCCUCUCUCCCCAGAGAGAGACUAUAAAAUGCAUGUUAUGAAUUGUGUCUCCUUGGUCAAUGAUAAAGAAAAUGGAGCUAUUUCAGCUGAAGCUGGAUUAAUGAUUGGAGAUACAACAGAGCCACAAGAGACACAGCCGCCUCCACCACCACCACCUCUACCUCCUCCACCAUGUUCAUCUACAGAAUCUGUAUUUUCUUCACCAGCUGGGGUGGUACCACCGCCACCACCUCCUCCUCCUCCAGUACUAAGCAGACCUCCAUUGCCGCAGGUUGUAAAUGGGCACGGCCACCAGAGCAAGAAGAAGCGGAUACGUAAUUUCUUCUGGAAAACUAUCCCUGAAGAACAAGUUCGGGGUAAAACCAAUAUCUGGACUGUUGGUGCAAAGCAGAGCUACCAAAUUGAUACAAAGACAAUUGAAGAAUUCUUUGGCCAGCAUGAAGAAACCGCACGACUGGACGCCAGGCACAAAAGUUCAAGGAGAUCAUUUAAAGAUGCCAAACAAGAGAUUAAUAUUUUGGAUGCCAAAAGAAGUAUGAAUAUUGGGAUUUUCCUCAAGCAAUUCAAAAAAUCUGUUGGAUCCAUAAUUGAAGAUCUUCACUCAGGAAGAAGUGAUCUCUAUAGUUCUGAGACACUACGUGAACUUCUUAAGUUAUUGCCAGAAACAGAAGAGAUAAAAAAAUUAAAAGACUUCGGUGGAGACUUAUCCAAAUUGUGUCAAGCAGAUUCUUUUAUGUACUCGUUAAUCCAGGUGCCAAAUUACUCGCUGCGAAUUGAAGCCAUGAUGUUGAAAAAAGAAUUCUCCCCAUCUUGUACGUCUCUCCAGAAAGACAUGACGAUCAUAAGAAGGGCUACCAAGGAGCUAAUGUGCUGUGAAGAAUUACAUUCCAUAUUGCAUUUGGUCCUUCAGGCUGGGAACAUCAUGAAUGCGGGAGGCUUUGCUGGCAAUGCAGUUGGAUUUAAACUGUCCUCAUUACUCAAGUUGGCAGAUACAAAAGCAAACAGGCCUGGGAUGAACCUGCUUCAUUUUGUUGCUUUGGAAGCCCAAAAGAAGGAUAAAAUUCUUCUAACCUUUUCAGAAAAAUUGCAGCAUGUUCAAGAGGCAGCCAGAAUACCUCUUGAUAACCUAGAAGCAGAGCUUAAUUCACUCUCCACAAAAACAAAAUCUCUUAAAGAAAACAUUCGAAAAGAUGCGGAGCUGUUCCGCCAGAUGGAAGGCUUUUUCCAGUUUGCUGUAAAAGAACUAAAAGAGCUUGAACAGUGGAAACGGGACCUGCUGAAAGAAGCAAAUGCUCUUAUGGACUUUUUGUGUGAAGAUAAAGAAACGGUGAAACUGGAGGACUGCUUUCAGAUAUUUAGGGAUUUUUGCCUAAGGUUCAACAAAGCUGUUAAGGAAAACAAGGAAAGAGAGACCCAUGAACUUCAGCAGCUGCAGCGUUUAAAAGAGCGGGAAAAACGUCUGUCGUGGGUUGCAGGAGAGCUUGGCACUUUCGGCAGGAGCAGUAGUGAAAGUGAUGUUGGUACAUUGACUAGGAGAGGCCUUGAAGAUUUUCUACCUUUCUUGCAGCAGAGGCCCCAAAGUCCUGCCUACAGAAAUGCCAGCAUCAGGCGUUCCCGGCAUUCCUUGGGAAUCACGGCAGACCGAGAGCUGUUGGCUUUCCUGGAGAUUUCAAAGGAUGAGGAGCCAAGCAAGUCAAACAGCCUCCCCCGUGCACAAGCAAGACCCAGUGUAGCUUGGACUGAAUCUAAAGAGCAUGGAGAGCAUAGUUUAACUAACUCAAACUUAAACCAGACAUCUGAAGAAGGCACAGAUUGCCGUUACUUCCAAUCACUCCCUCCUCAGCCCGGUCACAUAGAAGACGUAGAGGAGUUGGUCACCGCCAGUGAACAGGAGAGUGUGGACAGUGACAAGUACAAAUUCAAAGUGCCUUGUAUGGAAGCCACAGGUGCAGCCCCAUGGGACCUGUCUGUUGAGGAACACGAACUUGUUACAGGGCUGCUUAAAUUUGACCGUUAUGGAGCAAAUGCUACAGAGGAUCCAUCCACAGUUCGUUUUGAAAUUGGUGGGACAGAUUUGAAGCCUCUGGGUGAUUCAAGCUUCCAUUCUCAUCGUAUCACAGGUGAUCCAGUACCAGCCUGUAGAACAUCUAGAGAGAUUGUUCAUAACAUUGAAUAUGAUGCUGCAGAACCUGGUAGCGAUAGCCCUACUUCUACAGAGAGUAGCGUUUCAGGAAAUAAGGUGCAUGGGCCAGCCUUCUGCAUAUCAGAUACUACUGACUGUUCUUUGACACUUGAUCUGUCAGAAGCAAAUGAUGCAAAGCUCGGUGGCAACAAAAUGAAAAGGGAAGAUGAUGCUAUGGCCCUUUUUAUGAAUGACCUGCAAACUGGCGGCAAAGCCCUUUUAGGUAUCAACUCUGCAUUUCCAACUGAUAAAGAAGACUCUAGUACCAAGCUUGGCCUUCCAAAGGAAAAACUUGUAAAGAGCAAAGAUGCAUUGGGACCAAAGAGAAACUCCCUAAAAGAUAAAUCUCCAAGUUCCACAAAAGCCAGCAGUGGUCCCCCCAGUCACCCCAGACCAGUCAGAACUCUGAAUGCCUCUGAGAAUGCAAACAUGAGAAAAGUUGUGCCUAUUUCCAGGUCAACUAAAGCAGCACCCCCUACUUGUACAAAAAAGCCAGAGGCUAAGCCCGCUCCUCGAGACACUACUGUAACUGAAACACGGCUGUCACGUCGCAAUUCCGUUCGGGGCAUUGCAGAAACAGUGCCAAAACCUCUGUACAGGCAAAGCAUAUCUGUAGAGGAGCCAAAAUUCCAGCGAGGGACUACAAGUUCAAGCAGUGGCCAUUUUGAGAGGGAGCAACUGCAGCACAAAGGCUCCUUCAAAAAGCCAAGCUCUAAACCUGUGAGAUAUAUCCCCAAAUCAAAAAACGAUGAAACAAAGAUGUGCCGCUCUUCGACCAAACCCCAAUCUCCUGCAGAUGCCAACAAAAGCACAGCUGUCAUUGUUCCCAAGACACCAGCUCCUGUUCCAAGUUUUGCCCGGAAUACAGUGGCCUCUUCCUCAAGAUGUGCAAAGGUGGAGUUGCCUGCCUCUUCUAGAGCCCCAACACUCACAAGGUCUCUGUCUCAGAGGCUGCCUAGGAUGAGGAUAGCAACAGCAUCUGAUGAGUUUAAUCCCAGGGAAAACAGUGGAAGCCCUCUGAAAAGAGCAAACAGUGCUAGAAUGAUUAAAAGGAGCACUGACACUGUUGACCAUCUAAGUGUUAAGAUGGAGCCUAUGUUAAGAGAACAAACAAACAUGGAGAGGUCAGCAUCCCUUAAAUUUAAAGAAGGGAAUCAGACUACAAUAGGGAAUUUACUGAAUCACUUCUGAAAAUAAAGGGUGUUAUCAUUUUAGCAAUAUAGAAUGUGGAAAACCAGCUUUUUCAACACUGCAAUCUGUCUGUUGUGAAAUAUCCCAAGAAGUUAUGUUAUCUUUUAAUAGUAACAAAUGAUAAUUAAGGUACGUUGUGCAUCAGAAAUGAGCAGCUCCUUAGCUCUCUAGUCUUGAUCCUGCUGUAUGUCUGAAUUGAAUGUAUCCAAAACAACUGUGAUGGAAUUGCUGUUAACAAAGUUUUUUGCUUUUGAAACAUAGUACCUCUACACUGACCUUACAUGCUAAAGAAAUGGAGGGAGAGAGAACUAGAGAUUAUGUUCAUAACCACGGUUUUUCUAAAUAUGCAGUUCAGAACUCCUUUUGAGAAAAAGUAUAUGAAAAGCAGACUUGAAUCAUUUUAAAACCUUGGCUCCAAGAAUAAAUCGUGCCUCUUGCAGGGUCCAUUGCUGGCAAUUGGACACAUCAAACUGCUGGCCUACAAUAAUGGUAAACUAGGAUACUGCUGUUUGGGAGAAGCACUGUUAUAAUACCACUUUGAAUAAUUUGUGGCAUGUCUUAAUUUGUAUCUGUGUCUGUAAGGGGGGGGGGGACUCUGCUGGGCAGAAUGUUGAUUCUCCAUGAGUGUGGCCAGAACUGCCUUGCAUGUACAAGUAGAAUAGUUCAUGGAAUGACUGGAGCUGGAAUGAGUAGGGUUAACUGAAGGCUAUGGCUUUCAGAUGCCAAGGGUAGUUAUUAGAGAAGAUGACUACAAGUGACCUGAUUUUGUGUCAGUCACCUGCAAACUUGCCAGCUUUUGGUGUAAAAAGUGCCAUAUUUAUAAUACAUAUCUGAGAUGCUGCAGCUUUAGAAACCUGUGAGAGCUGCAACCUCAUGCCAAGCUCUGUUCCUACCAACUCUUGUUUCCACUGUUUUUGGCUACUACCAGAUGACUUGAAAUGCUGCUAUGUCUCUGGUUAGUAAGUCGUUGGUUUCCCUGCUGCCUCCCUUUUGUCAAUAUGACCAGUUGGCAUGAAACACACAAAUUCGUCUUAUGCAUGACAAAAGGCGCUUUUUUGUACAAUAAGCUUAAUUUGUUUCAGAUACGGAUUUUAACACUACCUUUUUAAACUUCACUUUUUGAUAAGAUUUUUUUUAAAAAGAACUCACUGAGGAAAACAUAACACUAGUUCAGACUGGGAUAUCGAAAAUGCGGAAAACCUGUCAUGAUGUGUUAUGCCUCCUCCUUGUUCCUUUUCCAGGUAAAUAUAUGUAGGUGCAGAAACUGCCUGUUACCUCAGCCUCUUUAUUUAAAUACGUUCUAUUUCAUUUAUGAAAACCUCGUUUUAACAAUUGCAAUGAAAAUUUUGGGAUAAAUAACUCCUUCCUUUAGCACUACCACUUUCUUUCCCACCCCAUUAAGAUACGUUCGUCACAGCAAAUUACUUGUCCAACUGUUUCUAUAAACUAGUAAUUGACACUAAUGUUGAAUCAGCCAGUUGAGUAAUUUUACCAUUGCAUCUUUUUGCCGUAUCUUCUUUAUGUAUGAAUGGUUUUCAGAAUCUCCUGCAAAAAUGACACCAAAUGUACCAUUGGGCUUUCCACACAAGGUACCACCCCUGGUGUCGUGGUUGGCAUUACCUUUUUCUGGAUUCUAAAUGUAAUUGGAGGGAACAAUUGCUUUCAGUCCUGUAAACUUCUAGGAUUAUUCUCCUUCAAGGGUUAAAUAUAAGUGUGUUCAUUUGACCCUACUUGUAUCUUUUUGUGUGCUCAUCUGUGAGAGCAGAUGAUGGAUUUUUAUUACCUCUUGAUGGUAGUAAGCUUGAAAAGAAAAUAUUUAAUUGUUAUGCGUUCAGAAACUGUAAGUAAAUUCUAAGUAUAUGUAAAAAUGAGCUGGAUGUAUUUAAUGGACCAUUUAUACAUUUCUGAAUUUAUCUUGCUAGUUUAAUAAAGUUCCCAUUUGUGGGGUUUGUGCUA